This is a messenger RNA of Aspergillus puulaauensis, 1092 nucleotides long. RefSeq names its product NRDE family protein. Bases 1 to 1092 code for a protein of 363 amino acids. The transcript is spliced from 2 exons. The record is from RefSeq and is a predicted model, not a curated record. Lineage: Eukaryota; Fungi; Ascomycota; Eurotiomycetes; Eurotiales; Aspergillaceae. Gene Ontology annotation, biological process: protein secretion; Golgi organization. Gene Ontology annotation, cellular component: Golgi apparatus.
AUGUGUAUUGCAAUUCUAACAACAACACACCCGACCUACCGGUUCAUCAUUCUUAAUAACCGCGAUGAAUUCCUCAGUCGCCCAACUGCCCCUGCAAGGUGGUGGUCAUCCCCUGGCAGUUCUACGAAUACGGCGGCUACAUCUCCGCCGGUCCUCUCGGCCCGCGACCUCGCGCGUCCAGCACACGGCACCUGGCUCGGGAUCAACAAGGUUGGCCGGGUAGGUGUGUUGACAAACUGUCUUGAGACGGACUGUGCGAGGGCUGUCGGGGGCAGGAGUCGCGGAAGCGUUAUCAAGGACUGGUUAACUUCUUGUCCCUCUGGAGAACGAAUGGGAGGCCACGCCAGGGAUGUUAAUGGGAAGGAACAAGGAAGCAUUGAAGAGUUCGUGAGCUCAUUGGCCGACCUAGGAGACGUGGGCGGGUUUAACCUGUUGAUUGGGGACGUGAGAGAGGCGGACCAUGGCCGGGGUUUGGCGAUAAUUUCGAAUCGCAGGGCCGGUGGUGCCUUGGCGUCGGACUCGGCGUCGUUGUCGGGCUACUGUGCUCCAUCUGGGGAAGCAAGGGAGCAGCUGCAGGUGAGGUGGGUUGACUGGGGUGGCAUUGAGAGUGGAACUGGGGAGACGAUCGCGCUGAGCAAUAUGACGUUGGGAGACGACGAUCACCAGUCGAAAUGGAAGAAGGUUGCCUUGGGAGAGAAACUCACGGCCGAAGCAGUCGGCGCAAGUUUGCGAGCAGGCGACGAGGAAGACGUCCUCAUUGAAAGGCUGUUUGAGGUCCUAUCGACGGAUACCUUGCCCUGUCUUCCAGGGGGCUUCGAGGAGAGCGCAGAGGCGUAUUUGGGGUUGCUGCGGGAGAGUAUCUAUAUUCCAGUCAUUGGGAAGGCAGUGCAGCAUCGAAAAGAUAAGGGAGCGACCGUGCUAAACCCGUCGUACAUGGAUGGACUCUAUGGCACACAGACACAGACAGUGAUGCUGAUCGGGCAUGAUGGGAGGGUGCGGUUGAUUGCGCGGACCCUGUUUGAUGAAGGGGGGCGCAGGCUUUCAGGGGAGGAGAGCGAGAGCCGGUUUGACUUUGUGGUGGGGAUGAGCUGA